GGCUUUGUCAAGGUCGAAUGGUCUAAAUUCUAACCUAUUUGUUGUUUAUAUGUAUUCAACGUUUGGCUAUCAAAAACAUUGUAUAAAUUUAAAUCAAGCUGUUUGUAUUUAUCCUGCGGUUUUUAAGAAUAGGGCGUUCCUAAUUAUUCCAAGAAUUUAAUGGGAUUAAUAGACGAUGAGCUCUCAGAGGUCAGGAAACUUUGCGAACAUGUCGUGCCCGGUAGCAAGCUCGUCUCUUGUGUGCAGACAAUGGUUAGAACGGAAAUAAAGCGGACUGAGUUCAAAAAAAUUAUUGUGUGUAUACAGUUUCCCCCAGACUACCCACAAACGCCUUUGCUUAUUGAGCUCAAAAGUAAAACUCUAUCAGAAAAGUUGUUGCAAGGUUUGACCAAUGUAUGUGAACAAGAGUUGAAAAAGUAUUUAGGGAAACCUCAGGUACUCAAUACUAUAAAGUUUUUACGCAAUUUUAUUGAAGAGAAUCCCCUCUCCUGUUGCUAUGAUGAAAUCACUGCCAUAAAGAAGUCACUAAGUGGCCAGGAUGAGCUCAAGUUGAAGCAAAAGACCUCGAGUUUGAUUUUGAAAGUUUUUAAUGUGAAAUAUUAUUUGAACUGUAGAAUUGUUGUUCCAGAUGAUUAUCCCAUAACUGCCGUGGACUUUCAAGAUGUUGAUACAAAUUUCACACAAUCAUUCUAUCGUCACAUGGUAGCGCAGGCAAAAGAAAUAGCAAGAAAGUGCGUAGAACCACCUUUGAGAAGGAAGCCUAACGAACCGAAAUUUGAACCCAGUCCAUCAUUAAGGAAGCCUGUUGAGUUUAUUAUUGAUUGUGUGAAAAGAUUGCCCACUGAAAAUUGCCAAUUAUGCAAGAAGAACUGCUUUCCAUCUGAUCCAGAAGAUCUGGAAAGGGAUGAAAAUUCUCCAAAAUACAUCGAGAGAGUCUAUUGUGGCCAUCUUUUCCAUCAGGAAUGCUUUUUCAAAUACAUGAAGACACCACCAUUUGGAAAUAAGAAGUGCUCAACCUGCAAUAAGAGAAUCUACCAUUUCAAAUGGUCUUUAACUGAUAAACUUGCAGAAGAUAGAUGGGCGCAUGAACAAGCAAGGGAAAGAGAAUUGCAAGAAGUCACCGAAUUUUUUGAAUAGAAUCAUAUAUUGAUUUUUGUACUCAUCUGGAAUAUAUUAAUUUUAUGCUUAUA
Molecule: messenger RNA, 1190 nt
Organism: Leptinotarsa decemlineata (Colorado potato beetle)
Lineage: Eukaryota; Metazoa; Arthropoda; Insecta; Coleoptera; Chrysomelidae
Molecular function (GO): protein binding
Source: RefSeq, a predicted model, not a curated record